This is a messenger RNA of Ctenopharyngodon idella (grass carp), 7892 nucleotides long. RefSeq names its product BTB and CNC homology 1, basic leucine zipper transcription factor 2b (gene bach2b). The transcript is spliced from 6 exons. Gene Ontology annotation, molecular function: RNA polymerase II cis-regulatory region sequence-specific DNA binding; protein binding; DNA-binding transcription factor activity, RNA polymerase II-specific. The record is from RefSeq and is a predicted model, not a curated record. Gene Ontology annotation, biological process: regulation of transcription by RNA polymerase II. Bases 378 to 3053 code for a protein of 891 amino acids. Lineage: Eukaryota; Metazoa; Chordata; Actinopteri; Cypriniformes; Xenocyprididae.
GUUGUGAAUGAGGGAUGGAAUGACGUCAGUGCGCGAAUGUCAACAAUGUAGCGAUUGAGAGUAGGCGUUUCAUUCGAGUGUAACAAACAGAGGAGACGGAGCCGCACGCUGCAGAGAUCACCACACACACAUUUACAUACACACACAUUUUUAUAUACACUUUUACAACCAUAAACGUGCUUUCUUUCUCCUAAAAAAAAAAAAAUAUUGUAAGAGUGCAAGGCAAAACGUGAUCUCCCUGCAGCCCCGGGGACUUUAGGAGUCUGCAAGGAAGUCAUCAUGUGAAAAAAAAUAUUUGCUAAACGGACAAAAGGGCUGGAUCACAAGGAAAAAUAACUAGGCUGAAGGAAAGGAAGUAUGGCUGGGGUUUACAGUCAAUGAAAUCCGAGGGGCGUGUGUUAGCGUUACAGAGGUGGAGCUUACUCUACACAGAGAGACGUUCCUCUCUUAGGAGGCCUGUGCUGUCGACCCAGAAAACCCAGCCGAGAACUGUUGCUGGCGAUGCACCACAACAUGCGUCUCAAUCCCACAGUCACACAGGAGCAUCUCAGCGCAUGCUAACACUCGGAGCUGUCAUUAUCACCUCCUGUCAGAGCAGUCAAACAAUGGAAAAGACCACUGGUGUGAGCGGUAUGUCCGUGGAUGAGAAGUCUGAAGCUCCCAUGUACGUGUAUGAGUCGACGGUGCACUGUACCAACAUCCUGCUGGGUCUGAAUGAGCAGCGGAAGCAGGGCCUGCUCUGUGAUGUGACCGUGCUGGUGGAGGGGAAGGAGUUCCGCGCGCACAGGGCUGUCCUAGCGGCCUGCAGCGAGUACUUCCUACAGGGGUUCGUCACCCAAAGUGACAAUGAACUGGUUCUCAGCAUGCCAGAGGAGGUCAGUGCCCAGGGAUUCGCUCCAUUGUUACAGUUUGCCUAUACGGCUAAGCUGCUGCUCAGCAGAGAAAACAUCCAGGAGGUCAUCCGCUGUGCCGAAUUCCUGCGCAUGCACAACCUGGAGGACUCCUGCUUUCGCUUCCUGGAAGCCCAACUGCGCAGCGAGGAGGACGGCCUGCUCCUGUGUCGCAAGAUGGCGCCUGAGAGCAAUCACUCAGAGGAUGAAAGCAUGCAACCUGAGUUGCUGACGACAACGACAACUGCAGUGACCCUGUCCGGUUCUCCACGCUCUCGCCGUUGCGCAGAGACCGUGAACUCCUUGCGGCGACCGGACCAUGAGCGGCUGGCGGCAACAGAAGAUUUCGCUGAUGGGCGGAUGGACUUUGAGCGACACGGCACCUCAGACCUGCCACGAUGCCCUAAGUACAGGAAGUACCAGUGGGCAUGCAACAAGCACAAUAACGACGCCUCUUCACACACCAGUACCUCAGGUUUUCCAAGCACAUUCAAGGAGAUGAGCAGGCCAGCAGUGAUGCAAAUCAAGCAGGAGCCACGCAGCGAGGAAGAGUCCAUCUCGCUUUGCCUGUCAGGGGACGAGCAGGACGGAGGUGAAAAGGACGGUGUGGCUGAGAUGGAGCUGGAUGGUUCCAUUGCAGUGGACCAACCAAAAGGCAGCAGCAAGUCACCCACCUGCCUAAGAACUCUCUUCAAGAAGGACCUGCCUAGCACACCCCAACAGCUUUUCGCUAACAGACUCGUCAAUGCCCAGGAUAAAGGAACCACUCAGGGAGACCACAAAAAAGACUACAGGCCUUCGCUUGGCAAUGAGCUUGGCAUGCCUGUGGCGUUCCCCAAAGACACUGAUGGUUUCCCACCUGGGCUUUCGUUGAAGUCGGCUUCAUGCGAUGGUGUGUGUAAGCAAGAGGGGGAGCUGGAUCGCCGCAGUGUCAUUUUCUCCUCAGGGGCCUGUGACCGACUGGGUACGCCCACCCACUCCCAUCCCAGUGGGAACUCAUUGGAGAAGGAGCUCUCAGAACACAUGCCAAAGGGAUUGUGGGCUGGCGCCAGCCAGUCCCUCCCCAGCUCCCAGACCUACUCCCCCAGUACCACAGCCAGUGACCCGCCCCUACUUUGCCGCCAAAGGCCUAAUACCAGCUGCCCAGUGCCAAUUAAGGUAUGCUCGCGAUCGCCCCCUUCAGAGACCCGCACCCGGACCUCCAGUUCCUGUUCGUCGUAUUCUUACGCUGAGGACGGGAGCGGUGGGUCCCCCUGCAGCCUUCCACAGUUUGAGUUUUCAUCCUCGCCUUGCCCCAAUGUAACACGGUGUCCCACCGCCGACUCGCAGGAGGCAGGCAGUGGGACAGAUACGCUCUUUGCACGAGUGCGGCCCAAGAUAAAGUGUGAGCAGUCGUAUGGAACCAAUUCCAGUGAUGAGUCAGGGUCCUUUUCGGAGGGGGACAGUGAAUCAUGUCACGCUCGAGAGCAAGGCCCUGAGGUCAAGCUUCCGUUCCCUGUCGAUCAAAUCACAAAUCUUCCACGCAACGACUUCCAAAUGAUGGUGAAAAUGCACAAGCUGACCUCAGAGCAGCUGGAAUUCAUUCACGACGUGCGCAGACGCAGUAAGAACCGCAUCGCGGCCCAGCGCUGCCGCAAGAGGAAACUUGACUGCAUCCUGAACCUUGAGUGUGAAAUACGCAAACUGGUGUGUGAGAAGGAGAAGCUCUUAACGGAGCGCAACCAGUUGAAGGCAUGCAUGGGAGAGUUAUGGGAGAAUUUCUCCUGUCUGUCUGAGGAGGUGUGUCGAGACGUGCAGCUGAGCCCAGAACAGGUCCAUCACUACUGCCCCAUACUGCGCCCCGGCAACACCGCCUCCGUCGCCCCCGGCACCCAGGCCCUGCCCACCGGCAGCAUCGACCUCACCACUUGCUCCACCCCCGAACAGAGCUUCCUCAAAUCGGCCACUGCAAAAGACGGACAACCGCGACCGGCCCAGUGGAAGACCGGAAACGGGUCCGAAGACGUAGGCAACGACAGGGAGGAGCAAGAGGCUGGCUCCGCCUACCUAGAGGCGGGGCUGUCCCUGGAACAGUCCAAUCAGACGGUGACUGUAGACUUCUGUCAGGAGAUGACAGAUAAAUGUACAACCGACGAACAGCCCAACCGAAAGGACUGUACCUAAUGACGGUGGUUUCUCUGUGUUGAUUUGUUUUUGAUGUUUUUUUUAUUAUUUAAUUUAGUUACGUCUUCUGACAAACCCUCAAAACUCGAGGGCUGUUGAGAUGGCCAGCCUCUGCCAGUGUUUUUGAUUUUUUUUAUAUAUAUAUUUAUGUCUUUUUAAUUGUCUUUUUUUAAACAAAGGUUGACACUACAGUUGUCUUAACAGCAGCAAUACUGUUCUCCAGGUUUUCUCUCAUUCAGCCAUGGCAGAGUGGCUGAGACCUUCUCACAGAACUUCACGAUGGUGCUACACCUUUCCAUGACAGUGGCAACACUGUCUGUUUCCAAUUACAGUCCAUUCAGAUGGGAUGGGCUCUGACCACAUCUCAAAUUCAGACCUCUAUGGACCUAGCAGCAGCAUUUUGCUCUCUCUCUCUCUCUCUUUCUCUCUCUCUAUCCCUCCCAACCCCACCUCUGUUCACUAUUCCUACCCUCUACCUCUAAACCUCUAUCACUCCUUCUCUCAUCUCCUUCUCUUUGUGGCCCUUGUCACAGUAAAUUCAAACUCAGGAAAUAUUCUGAAUGUUCAGUAUAACUCAUGAGAAAAAAAAAAUAAUACAGAUUUUUUUUUUUCUACAGCAGCUAGACUGUAAAUGUCCAUAUGCAAAAAUGUCUUCUGCAUCAUACGUUUGUAGUGUCUGUGUACCGCAACACUUAAUUUGUACAGAUGGUGGUAUCUAAAAACAUUCCUCCUUUGCCUUCCACAGCACUGAUACGAAAGAAAGUACGACGGAAAGACGAACGAUUCGAAUCGUAGUUUCGGCCACCUUUUGCGUCAGCAAUACUGUACCAUUGGAUGUUUUCGAGAAGUGCUUGCCCGGCAGAAAGCUUAUUGUAAAUAGUACGGUGCAUGGAGACGGUCUCGGUAAUAUUGUACAGGUAGAACUUUAGAUGGCUUUUUCCGUUUAUUUUUUAUUUUUUUUUAUUUUCUUUCUUUUCUCUGGGGUUUGAUCAAGCACCUUUUUGUCACGAAGGGAAAAUUGUUGCUGUUUCCUGUCUCGAAUGAAUUCCCCACGAUGGGUGUGCUUAAACUCAGGAAACUAGCAUUCUUACACUCACGCAUGCACACACACGCUCGCAUACGAACCCCCCGGUGCAGCGCAUAGAGCCCCUUGCAUGUAAUCUGGAUGUAAAUGGUGUGCGUAGUGGUGAGCUGUUCUCCUUUAAAUGUGAAAACGUGCUCUUUUAUCAGUAUUUACAGUGUGCUUGCGGACACCUCCGAACAGUGUUAUCUAAAACAAACGUCAUCACAAUCCCACACCCUUUUAGUUUCGCCCCAUUUUACGAGAUGGUCCUCAUUGCAGAACACGAGAUCCAGGGGGCAGGGUUGGAUCUAGAUCCAACUCCUCCCACUUUACAUAUCCCUUAACCCAGUGUUUCUCAACCAGGGGUCCAUGGACCCCAAGUGGUCCUUGACAUAAUGCCAGGGGGUCCUUAUAAAAUAUCUGAAUUUUUGUAUAUUUUGACAUUUGACAUGUUCCCAUUAAAGAAGAAGAUAAUAUAUGUAUAAUAUAACUGAUGAUAUGACUUAAAUAGGACAAGUCAACUAACGUAGUAGUAAAUUAUACUUGAUUGCAUUUGGUCGUCACAAAGACAUUAAUGAUACCAAUGAGCCAGUUUUAUUCUGGGGUCCUUCAGGAUGGUUCCCAAUAUGAUAGGGGUCCAUUACUCAAAAAAGGUUGAGAUUCACUGCCUUAAACUACCCGUCUCCGCCCACUGGAUCUCGUGUGUUCUGCAGUGAGGGGCGACUGCAUUUUACUGCUCGAACAGGAACAGGAAAUGAUGUUGAACUCAAUUAAAGGGCCUUGCCCUUACCUUUUUUCUUCCCUCAGCACUCUUUGACCAUUUAGCACUUCUGAAAGGGUAGAUUUCUUUUUCAGGACCCUAAAAAGUCUGAAAUUGAAGCACUUAAUGCGGACACUUAAAAGUGUCUCUCCUGGCUAAUGAUCUUUAAUGACAUGGUAUCUUAUAAAGAACGUUUUCAGGUUCAUUUAAAUAAAAAAUAAAAAAAGAUGAGGGAGUGUUCAAAUUGCGUGUUUAUGGAAGACACUAAAAAGCUAUUUUAGGGAGCAUCGAAAUUCUGCUCUGAAUUGGAUGGAAUAAGCCCAUUCUUUAAAAUCGUCCUAUAUUUCCCUUUAUUGUACAUUUGUUAGAGACGUAUAUCCAUACUAAUGGGAUUGCAUGCUGCCUGUAUGUUUUAUAUAGUUUGUUUAGUUUCUUUGCCUCAAAAUGUAGGCCUCGGAAAAACCGUUUGAAUCCCGACGAGUUCACUCUGGUUUAGUUGAGCAAAAACUAAGAGUGUUAAUCUUUUUUUUUUUUUCUUUUAAAAAUUGGAUCUCCCAAUAAAUAAUGCAAAACAGUUGGGAGUGCCACUCAUUUGACAUAGUUCCAUAUAUUAUUUGAAUGACCUUUGACCCCUAGAGCUCUAUGUGUGCGUGCUUGUGCAUUUCGAGUCUGAUAGUUUGAUAUUCAGACACAUUUCAAGUUGUAAUACAUCCCCUCUCCCUCUCGUAUGCAAGCGCACACACACACACACACACACAUGAACACGUCACACUGGGUGGAGUGUCUCUCAUAGGGAUGUAGAAUCUAGAGGUGUUGUGAUGGAUAGUUGUGCUGUUGUUUUCAUUGUGGAUCUGUUCUUUUUCUCUUUCUCUUUUUCUAAAGAAAUUUAAACAGUAUUUGCCAUUUCUAAAUUGUAAUCAGGUACAAGACUAGAACUAAAGAUUUAUGGGUCCAAGUGGACAUUUGUGCACACAUAUGCAAAUCAUCCCUAUAAUGAUGCGUUUUUCUUAUUUCUUGUUGUAUAAAUAAUGAAGUGUGGAAAGCAUGACCUUCCACUUGACAAGCACACUGUCGUACACUUGAGAAUCUACAGUAUGUCCACAAUUUUGACAUUUCUGGAAAAAAACAAAAGGUCACACCUGCAUCAAGGCUAUCCAAAAACAUUUUCCCAAAUCUGCUUUUAUUUAUGUUCCUCGCAUAGCAAUGUAUUUGUUGUGUACUUUUGUAUUUCUGGGCCGUACAUGAUACGGCUGACUCCUCACGCUUGCACACUUGGCCUUAAGAGCCUGGGGAUGCUUCGGUUCAGGCUGACGUUUCGAUACAGACGUGGAAGAAACCGAGAGUCUGGGUGACAAGGAUUGGAAUUCUGACCUCUGUUAGCCUCUGUUACUAAAAGCUGCAUCAUGUUUGCCUCCAUGGUGACUUCAAGGGUUCGUCCUGGUCACAGAAAGCCUCACAAGGUUAAAUAAGCUUAUUAGCUGUCCUCUCAACAACACUUCUGCUAGUUUUUGUUGUUUUACAGAGGUUUUAUUUUCGUAUCGGACUCGUGGUUGCUCUUGUAUCUUGUCUCAGGGUGCGUGCCAACGUUUUUUUUCUUUUCUUUUUUUUUUUUUGGUUUUCAGACAUUUUUGAUGGUAGCUGGUGAGCUCAGCUUUCAUUUGUCACUUAUUUUUGUGUCUUGCAUUUUUGUGUCUUCUUAUAAAGCUAAUGGGUGGGUAGCAUGAUUUUUUUUUAGAGUUUCUAAGCUAAGAAUAAUUGAUGAGUAGAGAAAACCAACUAGAUUUGCACAAUUCUUUUGGAUAACAAAAAAAAAAAAAAAAAACCCCAACAAGGGCUAUGGAAUAUCUCGAAAUAAAAUCCAGCAAUUCGUUUUUGGUUGUAAAUUGGCUGUUACAGCUAAUUGUUUUAAGCUUUCGAUCUGCAGUUGCGGUCAACAGACGCGUAUUUUAAGCUUUGGUAAAUGUAUUGAGAAACAAUACUGUACAGGAAAACACCCUACAUCUCUUCAUCUACGUGAGCUCAAGUUUAAUGUCGUUUGAAUAAUUUGGUCGGUUUGUUUCAUUCGUGCUGCUUCUCAGAAAUAUGAACACUGGCGUUCCAAAGGGUUGCUCAAAAACUUGCCUUUUUCACAAUUUGCUUAACUUUAUAAAACAUUUGGCAUUCGGACUGAACGCGCAGGCAGAAAACGGCGCAAGAAAAAGGCAAAAUGUUUACAAAAAGGUGUCGUGUUUUACGAGAAUUUUGCCAUGUACAUAGAAAUCGUGAAGCUCAUUCGAAUGGAUAGGUUUAGCAUUCUGUCUCUUUGUUUUGUACGUUUUUACAAGCGAACAGAGAAAUGGCCGUUUGAUAACUAUGCUCCUUUUCCUCAAGUUGUCUUUUCGCCCGACGGGGAUGCUCCAGUGUACCAUGAAUACAAAGUGCACCUCCAACUUUGCCUUAGAACUUCCAGAGGCCAUAGUUCACAUUCAAGUGAAGUGUGUAUGCAGGGGCUGUGAGCCCCCAUGUUUCGGCUAGCAGAGCGGACUCUCUCUCUCUCACACUUAUCUACCUGUGAAAUCCUUCAUACCUCUCAUUACUGGUCAAUGACUGUAUCAGCAAACUGCAUCAGGUGUUUUUUCUACAUGCUUUUUACACAGAUUAUAUGGAUUAUUGUAUUGGUAGAUUUUGGUGCAUCAUUUUUAAUGGAAUAGCUCUUUGGCUAGUAGUCACACGAGUUGUUUUCUUCUCUCUAUCUCUCUUUCUGACUCUUUAUCGCAUUUUUUCUAGAAGACUGUUUUGUGUUAAUAUUGUCGAUUUGAGGUAGCUGUUUCUUUGCUUAUUCUGUACUAAGAGUUUUUACUUCUUUUUUUCAUUUUGAAAUGCUACAUGACCCUAAUGAAUUUAAUGACUUAAAACCAUUGUACAUACGGUAUUGUGCAGGACUCAUUUUCAUGCAUUUCAAUUGCUAGUGUUAUAUAAAUUACAGAUUUUGUCUAGACACCAUUUCUGUUUAUGAAAUAAAGAAACAUAUCAUGUA